Molecule: messenger RNA, 707 nt
Organism: Phytophthora sojae
Lineage: Eukaryota; Oomycota; Peronosporomycetes; Peronosporales; Peronosporaceae
Exons: 1
Coding region: 73-639 (188 amino acids)
Biological process (GO): carbohydrate transport
Cellular component (GO): membrane
Molecular function (GO): sugar transmembrane transporter activity
Source: RefSeq, a predicted model, not a curated record
GUGCUGGGUGUCGUGGUAGGGGGGAUCCUGGCCUACUUCUUCUACCAGUGGACGGACUUCAAGCGUUCUACCAUGCGGAUCUUCGUCGGAUCUUUCAUCGUGUGCGUGAUAGUGACGAUCUACGGCUGGCUGGCUCUCACGGGUAGAACGGGUCAGACCCGACACGAAGUGGGCACUACCAUGGGCUUCAUCACCAUUGCAACUACCGUCGUCAUGUACGCGUCCCCCAUGGCGACUAUCGUGAGGGUAAUGCAGACCAAGACGGCGUCGUCGAUGCCCUUCACGAUGGGGAUCGUGGUCGUCAUGAACAGCUUCUGUUGGGGAUUCUACGCUGCGUUGGUGGGCAACGCCUUCAUCCUCGCGCCCAACAUCGCGGGGUUCACUCUGGGUGUCAUCCAGCUGAGCCUCACCUUCAUCUACCCGCGGGCGGCACCCAAGGACGCCGUCACGGUAGAAGGUUAUACCGAUGAAGCAGCGCUGUCCGUUGUGGUGCUCUCCCCGAUCCAAGAUGGGGAGAAUGAGAGGAAGCUGAGCUCCGUGGACGGCAGGAAGAGCCCGAGGUUUGUGGCCAUGCGCUCACCCACGCGAGAGGAGACGCGGUCCUGGAGGGAGAUGAGGACGAGCGGCAGACAGCAGUGAGGGAGGGGUCGUGGUAGCGAAUUGUAAUCGGAUUUUUUUAAAGUUAAUUCAUUCCUUUGAAGUACGUA